AUGCGCAUCAUUCCCCUUCCAGAGAAAACGGUCCGUCUUCUGGGCUCUGCGGCGGCCGUUUCCUCACCAGUUGACGUGAUCAAAGAGCUCCUGGACAACGCUCUUGACGCGGAAGCCAACUCUGUCGAGAUACUGGUUUCACCAAACCUUAUUGACAGGAUCCAGGUCAGGGACAAUGGGCACGGAAUUCAAGAAGAGGACUUUAAAUCACUCGGCUGCGUGGGCCAUACGAGUAAGCUGCACUCCUUCGAAGAGCUACAGGCCCUUGGGGUGAAGACGCUUGGUUUCCGGGGUCAGGCACUGGCCAGCACGAACUCUCUGGGCCGCAUCACCGUCGUCACCAGGUGUAUCGGAGACUCGACAGCUAUGAAACUAACUAUAUGUGCCGGUGUUGGCGGAAUUGAGAGCCAGCAGCGGGUCUCUGCCCCAGUUGGCACGACUGUGACCGUGACGGGGCUCUUCAAAUUCAUUCCGGUCAGGGAACAAGUUGCUGAGAAGGACGCACAAAAGAAUCUCGCCAAAGUCAAGCAUCUGUUUCAGGCUUAUGCUCUGGCUAGGCCGCUGGUUCGCCUUUCCCUCAAAGUAGUGGGAGGAGAUAUCAAGCAGAAUUGGUCUUACUCGCCACGCCCUGGGGCCGGCGUCAGAGAGGCUGUUGUUCAGGUAUUCGGGGCUGGCGUCGUGGCGGAAUGCGUCUUCAGAACAGAGUCCUACAAGGCAGAUUCACCUACAGGGAAAGACGCCCACGAAAAGACACAGAUUAUCAUCGAGGCAGUCUUACCCAAGCCAGAUGCAGACCUGUCAAAGCUGUCCAAGGGUUCCUUCGUAUCUGUCGACUCCCGUCCCGUUUCGACCUCGCACGGCACCAUGAAGAAAUCGAUGUCAAUACUCAAGGCGCACUUCAAGACAUCUUUGGCUGUGGAUGCUGAAGACAGAAGAUUGACCGAUCUAUUCACCUGCGUCAACGUCAAGUGUUCCCCCGGUUCUUAUGAUCCCAAUGUCGAGCCAUCGAAGAGCCAAGUCCUUUUCGUGGACGAGUCUCAGCUAGUCGGCCUAUUCGAGGGACUUUGCUCGAACACGUACCAGAAUCUACGGGCUGUGGACGCUUUCGCAACGAUCGAAAGAAGGCCACUUGCAAGAGAUACUCAGACGCAAACACCGCCGCCAAGCAGUGAUGGACCCCAUCAUUGCCACAAGCCAUUCACAUCGCACCUUGAUGAGCUGCCCUACGUUGAGCACAUUCGUCAGCCCAGAACACCUGAAGCACUUAGUCCAAAUAUUUCCCUGCGAGGUCCUUUGGAUGUAUGUGCCGUCCCGUCUCAGCAAGCGUGUCGUCUUCGAGCGCCAGAGACUCAGACGAAGGCCAGUCUUCAAACAUUGCUGUUACAUGAGUCCGGGAACAGUGUUCCGGAUCCAACAAACCCAUCUAAUAGGCCAGGUCGCAAGAGGAAGUUCGUUGUGAACAUGUCAACGGACCCGAACCUAUCAUCAGACGAAGAAGCCGAGACUAACGGCCUCGGUUCCUACGACUUGCAGGAGACGUUUCCAUCGCACGAAGGGCCAAGCGACAGCCACAAAGAAGCCUUGAACCCCUGGACUAUCGCAAGAUUGACUGCACCUGCUCGGCAGAUAACCGCUGAUGAUGUCACGGAAGCCAGCGCCGGUCGACAUGUUGUGCGUACAGAAGAGCAUUAUGGAUUUUCCGCACCUGUCGAACCAUUCGAGGAGGAAUUGCCGAUCCUGCAGCCACAGAUGAACGCACCCAGGGACCUGGAUACACCUCGCGUGAAGAGAUUUUCAACAUCGCAUAUCGGUCAUGUUCAAGCCCCCAAUAUCACAUAUGCUGGCCCGCCGAAUUCUCGAUAUCCACAGACAAGUUCUCGAGGAACAAUUCAUGAGCCGCCUCAGUCACUUCCGCCCGCGGACCGAUCGACCGAAAGACGCCAGCUGCCCGAUUACAGGCCACACAGCGAUACAGCCGCUGACAAAAUCGAUCGAGAUGGGCUGUUUCAGACCACAUUAUCCUUUGACGAGUCACGAGAGUCCCAGCACGAUGACCCAGCCCAGGCGCAGCUUCGCAUCGACGACAUCCCGACGCGAAUGCGGCAAAACCCCCCAUUCCGGAAACCUAGAAGAGUCAACAAACGUGAUCAGGGUCACAGCGAGCGCGAAGAUCAUUCAAUUGAACAGCGAAACGCCGAGAAGAUCGCGAAUGUCGCCAUGACAGACCACCGCUUGGCGUCAUCUACACUACCGGAUCUCCGUCCUGUGGCCCUUGGAGACGGCCAUGGCGCCCAUCUGAUGACUGAACAACAGGCAGCCGGGAUCAGCACGUUUGAUGGGGAUUCUAGACAGUACCUGAUACGAAGGCAGCGCUCAGAGGCGGCACAUCGGAGAGAGGGCCGGCAGUCCAUCAAAAGGACGAAAACUGACAAGUUGCCCCUAGAGACAAUUCCUUCCGGCAAUGGAACAGGACAGCUCGUAUUGUACCUGAGCCACGAGACAGCCCAGACCUGCAUUGCGUCGAAAAGAACGGCCUCUUUGACUGCUUACCGCGAGGGAGUGCGCUUCGGCGACACGAUGAGCUUGGAGGAUGUGAACGACAUCCAGUCUAAACUGCAGACCGUGGUUGCAAGCUGGACAGAGAAGACCUUUGGGGAGAAAGCAGAGAUCGAAAUCGAUCUACGGAAGGCAGUGAAGAGAACUGUGGCCGCUUAGCCGUUGUUGCUCCGACGUGUGAACAUUUACAUUUAGGGAGUUUGUUC
This is a messenger RNA of Diaporthe batatas, 2762 nucleotides long. RefSeq lists its product as uncharacterized. Gene Ontology annotation, molecular function: ATP binding; ATP hydrolysis activity; ATP-dependent DNA damage sensor activity. The coding region runs from base 1 to 2715 and encodes 904 amino acids. The transcript has a single exon. The record is from RefSeq and is a predicted model, not a curated record. Lineage: Eukaryota; Fungi; Ascomycota; Sordariomycetes; Diaporthales; Diaporthaceae. Gene Ontology annotation, cellular component: MutLalpha complex. Gene Ontology annotation, biological process: mismatch repair.